Molecule: messenger RNA, 708 nt
Organism: Penicillium griseofulvum
Lineage: Eukaryota; Fungi; Ascomycota; Eurotiomycetes; Eurotiales; Aspergillaceae
Product: RNase P/RNase MRP complex subunit
Exons: 2
Coding region: 1-708 (235 amino acids)
Biological process (GO): rRNA processing; tRNA 5'-leader removal
Cellular component (GO): ribonuclease MRP complex; ribonuclease P complex
Molecular function (GO): ribonuclease P RNA binding
Source: RefSeq, a predicted model, not a curated record
AUGGCCUCCCCAGCCCCAAAAUCCCACAUCGCCCACACCCUCCUCUCCCGCGCCCACUCCCCAGACAGCGCAACGCAACAAUUCACCGAACGCAUCAAACAAAAACCCCUCUUCCUCCGCGCAACCUCCCCCUCAGCCUCGGACAACCGCUCCCGCCGCCGUCUCCACCGCCUCCGCAAGAAAGACUACUUCCUCCGCCACCAAAAGCCGCGCCCGCUCUCAGCGCGCGAAAAGCGCAAAUCAGGCUUAUACGACCUCCCCAAGGAAGAAUGCAAAUAUGCCAUUUUCAAAGGCCUGCAUGAGCUGUGGGUCGGGUAUAUGCAGGAGAUCCUGGAUUUGAAGGGCGCGCCACAUGGGCAUGUUUCACCUACGAGUCAUGGGAGUAAGCUUGUUAGUGCGGAUUACCAUGGGGCUGAGGUUGAGGUUGUGAGGAGUGGAUGUGCUGGGAGGGUUGGUGUUAAGGGGAUUGUGGUGCGGGAUACUAAGUUUACGUUUGUUAUUGUUACUGAGAAGGAUGAGAUGAAGACUAUACCCAAGGAGCAUACUGUUUUCAGGUUUACGGUGCCUUUGGCUGUGGAGGGUGGAGAUCAGAAGCAGGAUGAUAAAGCUAUGCCGUUGGUUUUUGAGCUGCAUGGGAACCAGUUUGAGAAUCGGGCUGUGGAUAGAGCUAAUAAGAAGUUCAAGUGGAGGAAUAUUGAUUACAUUUGA